Messenger RNA from Dimorphilus gyrociliatus, 715 nucleotides. The record is from the annotation of a GenBank genome assembly. Lineage: Eukaryota; Metazoa; Annelida; Polychaeta; Dinophilidae.
UAUGUAUUGCCACAAAAGUGAUCACUGCCAAUUUGGCAAAUGCAAAUGUUCAAAUGGCUAUAAGAAAAGAGCCGAUCAGUGCUACAAAAUUUUACGUUAUGGAGAAAAAUGCGGACCAGGAUACGGCAUCUGCCCGGGAAAUUUCGCCUUAUGCUCUUUCAAAACAAACAGAUGCGACUGCCUUACUGAUGCCAAACCAGUUAGGAAUUCAAUUCAUUGUAUUGCUGUAAAUGAGACGCUACCGAAUGAAAGCUGUACCAAGUUUUGCACCGACGUCAGGUCUUAUUGUAAGAAUGGAGUUUGCUCGUGCUUUGAUCAGUACGCUCCUAGUUCAGAUGGUAAACGAUGCGAAAAAAGCAAAUAUCAUCGCAAAUGCGUAGGAGAUAGCCACUGCUUAAGAAAUAUGGUUUGCCUCUUCGACGAAUGCCACUGCAAAAAUCAAACAAUAUUUCUUAGAUCUAUAGGAAAGUGUGUGCAUAGGAAGGCUAAACUUUCUGCCGUGAAUGGCAGUUGUACUGUUCAUACGGAAAGACGCGAUAGUAGAGUUUGCGUUAAAGGUUCUGAAUGUUCAAUUUGUCCUCACAAAAAUUUUGGCAUUUGCAUAGCGAAAACAGUAUUGGAAGUAAAUGAUUCAAAUUACAAGAGUUGGGCAUUUAAAAACCUACCCCAUUGGCCUUUAAUCCUCUUUUUCCUUUCUUUAUUGAACCUAGUCUGA